Molecule: messenger RNA, 1461 nt
Organism: Coffea eugenioides
Lineage: Eukaryota; Viridiplantae; Streptophyta; Magnoliopsida; Gentianales; Rubiaceae
Product: probable tRNA N6-adenosine threonylcarbamoyltransferase
Exons: 5
Coding region: 209-1267 (352 amino acids)
Biological process (GO): tRNA threonylcarbamoyladenosine modification
Cellular component (GO): cytoplasm; EKC/KEOPS complex
Source: RefSeq, a predicted model, not a curated record
UACCUAAACGUCAUCGUAUAUUCUUUCUUCCACGGAAAGCUUCUCACCUCUCCCGCCAAACCCCACAGUAGCAGCCUGCCGCCCCCACCACCACCACCACAACGGCCACCCAAUAACGGAAAAACAAACUCUCUUCAAGAUAAUAAGGAAGGAUUUGGAAUUUGCCCCUGGACCUCAUCCCAAUCACAAUUUCUGUCGUAAAUUAGAGAUGGAAGACAAAAGGACACUCAUAGCCCUAGGUUUUGAGGGUUCUGCAAACAAAAUUGGUGUUGGAGUUGUCAUGCUUGAUGGCACAAUUUUAUCCAAUCCGCGUCACACUUACAUUACACCACCAGGUCAAGGCUUUUUACCAAGGGAAACAGCUCAACACCACUUGCAACAUGUCCUUCCUCUUAUAAAGUCUGCCUUGGAAUCUGCUAAAAUUACUCCUGAUGCUGUUGAUUGCCUUUGUUACACUAAAGGCCCAGGAAUGGGAGCUCCUCUCCAGGUCUCUGCUGUGGUUGUCCGUAUUCUGUCCCAACUUUGGAACAAACCUAUAGUGGCAGUCAACCAUUGUGUUGCCCAUAUUGAAAUGGGUCGCAUUGUUACCGGAGCAGAUGACCCAGUUGUACUCUAUGUUAGUGGAGGCAAUACUCAGGUUAUUGCAUACAGCGAAGGAAGGUACAGGAUUUUUGGUGAAACGAUAGAUAUUGCAGUUGGAAAUUGUUUGGAUAGAUUUGCAAGAGUGCUGAAGUUGUCCAAUGAUCCUAGCCCUGGUUACAACAUUGAGCAGCUUGCUAAGAAAGGAGAAAAAUUUAUAGACCUUCCUUAUGUUGUAAAAGGAAUGGAUGUUUCAUUUAGUGGAAUAUUGAGCUAUAUUGAGAGCACUGCAGGGGAGAAGCUUAAAGACAAUGAAUGCACACCAGCUGAUUUGUGUUAUUCCCUUCAGGAGACACUGUUUGCAAUGCUUGUGGAGAUUACAGAACGUGCAAUGGCACACUGCGACAAGAAGGAUGUGUUGAUUGUUGGUGGUGUGGGUUGCAAUGAGCGUUUGCAGGAGAUGAUGCGCAUAAUGUGCUCUGAGAGGGGCGGGAAAUUAUUUGCAACAGAUGAAAGGUACUGCGUUGACAACGGAGCAAUGAUUGCUUACACAGGCCUCUUAGCUUAUGCUUAUGGCACAUCAACUCCUCUUGAGGAAUCAACUUUCACACAGAGGUUUAGAACUGAUGAGGUGCUAGCUAAUUGGAGGGGAAAGGAGUCAUCCAAGGCAAAUUCCCACAUGCCUUGAGAUUGGUCUGAUGCUGCUUAUCUCUGUUAUGCUACCAUUCUGCAGUUUUUUCCAUUAGAAGUGUAAAGAGUUUAACGAUCUGCAUUUCUUGGUUUCAUAGUGAACUCAUUGUAGAAGUCAAGAGAGGCAAGCUAUGGGGCCUGUUUGAUGAUGUAUUAUGCUCCUUCAUUAGCAGCAAUGACAAAAAAAAAAAA